AUGUCUCCAAGCGCAACCGCAGACUCACAAGCCAACAAUGGCGCUGCCUCAACAACACUCCCUGCCGCUGCCCCGCCCUCUUCAACAACCCCAGAGUUUCUCAACACCCAGCCCGGCCCAGACCAUGACUGGAAGGUGUCGUUGAGGAACAAGGUUGUCGCCAUCACCGGUGCCAACAGAGGAAUUGGCCUCGGCAUCGCUGAAGUCUGCUUAGCCAACGAUGCCAAAGUGGUCUACUCUCUGGAUCUUUUCGAGCCUGGCGAGGAGUUCCAGGCCGUCCAGAAGGCAACCCCCAAGCGCAUCCAAUAUCUCCACUGCGACGUCACCUCAGAAGAGAGCGUCACAUCCGCAAUCGAUGCCAUCAUCGCCAAAGAGGGCGCAAUUCACGGUCUGGUCGCGAACGCUGGCAUGACAAAACAUCAGCCGGCGCUCGACUUCAGCCGCGCGCAGCUCGAGCAGCUGUUCAAUCUCAACGUCUUCGGGGCUUACUUCUGCGCGACCACUGUUGCCAAGCGCUUCAUCGAGCUCGGGAUCAAGGGUUCCAUCGUCUUCACCGCGUCCAUGACCUCGUAUCGCCCUAACCGCGCGGCGCCGUCAGCGCCGUAUGGUGCGACCAAGGGUGCUGUCAGGAACAUGACCCACACACUCGCCAUGGAGUGGGCGAAGCACGGUAUCCGGGUCAACUCGAUUUCUCCUGGUUUCGUCAAGACUGCGAUGACCUAUUUUGUCGACCAGGCCCCUGAUUGGAAUCUGAAGAUGCAGUAUUACGGGGGCAUGCCCCGGUUAGCCGACCCGAAGGAGCUUGGUGGUGCGUAUGUGUAUUUGCUGUCGAAUGGAGCCUCAUACACAACAGGCAUUGACAUUCCUGUGGCUGGAAUUGUUGGAGCUUGGUAG
Colletotrichum chrysophilum is the source of this 894-nucleotide messenger RNA. RefSeq lists its product as uncharacterized. Gene Ontology annotation, molecular function: oxidoreductase activity, acting on NAD(P)H, oxygen as acceptor. The record is from RefSeq and is a predicted model, not a curated record. Gene Ontology annotation, cellular component: intracellular anatomical structure. The transcript has a single exon. Bases 1 to 894 code for a protein of 297 amino acids. NCBI's taxonomy places the organism in Eukaryota, Fungi, Ascomycota, Sordariomycetes, Glomerellales, Glomerellaceae.